Talaromyces atroroseus is the source of this 903-nucleotide messenger RNA. RefSeq lists its product as hypothetical. Gene Ontology annotation, molecular function: holocytochrome-c synthase activity. Gene Ontology annotation, biological process: cytochrome c-heme linkage. Bases 1 to 903 code for a protein of 300 amino acids. NCBI's taxonomy places the organism in Eukaryota, Fungi, Ascomycota, Eurotiomycetes, Eurotiales, Trichocomaceae. The record is from RefSeq and is a predicted model, not a curated record. The transcript has a single exon. Gene Ontology annotation, cellular component: mitochondrion.
AUGGGUGCUAGUGCCAGCACCCCUUCAGUUCAUCCGGAGUCGCAAUGCCCUGUUGACCACAAGACUCGAGAAAUCUGGUUACAGCAACACCAAGGCUCUGCCGGCGGAGCUCCUCACCCAAUCCCCCAUAAGCUCGAUGACAACGGCAAAGUGAUCAAUGAAAACGCGGGCACGAAGCAGCGACAGUUAUCAAAUGAUCGCGAAAUCAGCAGCAUACCGCGAGCCUUCGAUGCCAAUCCUUCCGACACAGCCAACAGCCAACAGCAACAAACAAUACCGUCACCAUAUGCAGCUCAAUCAACUGCUUCACAUUCAUCUCCUUCUAAUUCCGAGUCAGAAACGGGCCACGAUCCCGCCACGGGCAAUUGGGUCUAUCCCUCCGAACGCCAAUUCUUCGAUGCGCUGGUGCGCAAAAGCAACGUACCAGGCUCCACGAAGUCGGCCAAAGAACUAGCAACUUCUGUCGCAUCUAUAAUACCGAUACAUAAUGCUGUGAAUGAAAAGGCGUGGCAAGAGAUUCUUAAAUGGGAAAGUCGUGCGCCGUCCUCCGAUCCCGGUAGCAACAAGUGCGGUGGUCCAAAAUUAUAUGCCUUUCGCGGGCUGGGGACCGAGUCUCAAUUCGUGAGCCCUCGAGCUCGUCUCAAUGGGUUGAUGGGUUAUCAGCUACCUUUUGAUCGUCAUGACUGGGUUGUUGAGCGCUGCGGGGGCGAGAGGGUGGAAUAUGUGAUUGAUUUUUACCAGGGGAAGCCAGUCGCAUCAUCUGCUUCAUCGCAACCGGAGAACGGGUCAGGAAUCAUGAAUGCCACAGGGCCCGGGAAGUUGAGCUUCUACCUUGACGUGCGACCCAAGCUGAACAGCGUUGAAGGGUGGCGCAUGAGAUUUAAUAGAUACUGGGGAUUAUAA